Molecule: messenger RNA, 336 nt
Organism: Trichoderma virens Gv29-8
Lineage: Eukaryota; Fungi; Ascomycota; Sordariomycetes; Hypocreales; Hypocreaceae
Exons: 5
Coding region: 1-336 (111 amino acids)
Source: RefSeq, a predicted model, not a curated record
AUGGCGCGUAGGUGCUGCAUGCUUAUUGUUUCAUGUUUCGUCUUUGAGUUGCAUGCUUCGUAUUUCAUAAGUACCAUGAAGCAUAUGAGCUACAAGAGAUUACAGGGCACGAAGGCUGUGCUGCAAGCUUCGUAUAUUGACCACUCACGCACGCUAUCAACCAAACUCAGAAUGAAGAGGCCCGUUGUUGCUACUGUUGUGACGGUUCUGCUCAGCGUGGCUGCAGCUCGUGUGGCACCAUCAGGUCAUGUACGGCAUGCUCUGCGUGACGAGCAUUUAGACAGCCUUUGGACAAAGGAGAACCGCAUUGAAGGAGAUACCAUAGUUCCGGUUUGA